AUGUUCCCGAAGACUGGCUCCAAAGUCUAUGAGCUUUACACAGCUGGAAAGAUAAGCGAAGCGAUGAAGCUGCAACAAAUGGGGGGAAUUGUCUCGACCAAAUAUGCGGUGGCACUGUAUUCUGCCCCCGCGGCGGGGAUCGAAAAUGCGCUGCAAAAACCGAAACCGCGCACCCCAUAUGAGGAGGCUGGCGACGGAGUCAAGAAGACGGUGAAGGAGCUGAUGGGAGCGGUGGCAUAUGUUGAGAAGGCAAUCUAG
Messenger RNA from Penicillium alfredii, 258 nucleotides. RefSeq lists its product as uncharacterized. Bases 1 to 258 code for a protein of 85 amino acids. The transcript has 2 exons. The record is from RefSeq and is a predicted model, not a curated record. NCBI's taxonomy places the organism in Eukaryota, Fungi, Ascomycota, Eurotiomycetes, Eurotiales, Aspergillaceae.